Molecule: messenger RNA, 5347 nt
Organism: Heterotrigona itama
Lineage: Eukaryota; Metazoa; Arthropoda; Insecta; Hymenoptera; Apidae
Source: the annotation of a GenBank genome assembly
AUGGAAGGACGUAGGCCAAUUACAGUUUUACUGCAGAUCUUCCAAUGCGGUAUUUCAACGGGAAUACAUUUUAAAUGAGAGUUAUAUUGUAAUCUUGUAAACGAGUAAUUAUUUGAAACUUUAAGCGAAAUUUAUAUAACUGUUCUACCGUUUUAAUUAAUGAUCAAGUAGCGUCGUCAAAGGCAUGCAAGUAUCUCUGCGAUGUGUAGCACAUGUAGCAUCGUUGACGCAAUGUCCAAUUUUGUACAGUUUAAUAUUCCGGGUGAGAUAACGAAAGAAACUGAAAAAGUAAAAGGGAGAAAAGAAUAUCAGGAUAAAGUUUGAAGAUCAAUUCUCUGAUUCUUUCGUGAUAUUUAUGUUUUUUCAUUUUCCAAAGGAAGCAUCUACAGACGCGGCGCUCGUAGAUGGAGGAAGCUGUACCGAGUGAAUGGUCAUAUAUUUCAAGCGAAACGUUUCAAUCGGGUAAGCAUCAUUUCAUUCAACUUAAAUGCUCCACUGUUACUUUCCCCUUCUUUUCUUUUAGCUCAUUAUUAUGUAUUAUUUUCCACGCAUCGAUCACGCACGAUUGUACUGUGAUACAAGUAUUUGCAAUCCAGAUCUCACCAUGAUGGAUAGAUUGUAAUCCCUUGUCAGAAGAACUUGCUGGCUAGUGAAUGUCAAACAAUCAUUUUCUAUAUUUAGUCGUCAAUCGUGACAAUGAUUCGUCCCUUGAAUGCUUCAGAAUGUAGGUUUCUGUUGUUACUUGAAUGAUGCAGAUCCCAGAGACGAAUUGCUCAUGUGCAAUGUUUAGUGUGUAAAAGUAAGAAUGUGGAAGUUUGUGCUCUGUUUGGUAGAAAUUGGUCGAUAAUUUUAUGUAUAAGUAGCAACCUCAUUGAUUCAUUAUAUGUUACAAGUUUUUAGAACAAAUAAUUUAUCUGUAUACUGAAAUAGAACUUGUAGUGCCAAUGAAUCAAGAAAAUUGAAUGAUGUUCUUGGAGUUUUGAUGGAAACUUGAUAGUACAGAAUUUUUUGUACUGUAUCUUGUAAUAAGGCAGCAUUUGAAAAUACUCUACAAUAUUCAGAACGAUUAAAAUGAUUUUUCCUAUUUAAUCUUUUGAUUGGAAGUUGAAAUAUUAAUAGGUGUCAUAAAAUUAUUGUAAAAAUAGAUUAGCAUUUAAUGGUAACUCAUAGAUUCGUUGAAAUUUACUUAAAUUAUUAUUAAAAGAUAUUGUUUCAAAAACGAAUUUACAAGUAACAGUCAGUUUCAAUGUGUAAUCUGAAUUGUAAAUGUAAUAUUUUCCUGAAUGUCUGAAGUGUAAAAUUUUGAUUUGUCAAACAAAGUCCGAAGCAAUAAUCUGACCUCCAAGUUAACGAUCGCGCGAACGUACUCGAGUUACGUCCAAAAAUGUGAAAACAAUUAUUUUUGCAAAUAAUUUCUUCUCUAACUUUCGUAGCGAGCAUUUUGCGCGUUCUGCCAAGAUCGGAUUUGGGGGUUAGGUCGGCAAGGGUUCAAAUGCAUUCAGUGCAAGCUGCUGGUACACAAGAAAUGUCACAAAGUGGUGCGCAAGCCAUGUUUGAGUGUACAACAACAGCAACAACAGCAGAUGCCAAGCACAGAAUCGCAGACGAUCGACAGAAACGGCGAUCAACAACAGCUUGAUUCUGUUCAAUGCAGCCCGGUAGCUCACUUAGAGGAUGAGAUCUCAGAAUUGCCAAUUAUUGAGGAGCAUUCACGCAAUCUUGGAACAAAAACAAGUAACGCCACCUUAUAAACCAAGAUUAGAUUCUGAUCGUGAUUUAGCGAACUUCCCACCAGAAUUUACAGAUGAACCAGUUCAUUUAACACCGGACGAUCCGAGAGUGAUCGACAAGAUCGAUCAAAGCGAAUUCGAAGGUUUUGAGUAUGUGAAUCCGUUACUUAUGUCUUUGGAAGACUGCGUGUGACAAGAACCGCUUAUUAUUGUGUCACGUCACACUCAAAAUCAGCAACAAUUACAGUCGUGUUACAUGUACGAAUUACAAGAUAAACUUGCAAAGCUUCGAAUCGAUCCCCUAUUGAAUAUCAGCUCAAGAAAUCGAGGUUAUCAUAACAAUGUUUUUUUAAUGACAUACUCUGAAGAGAAUGAGAACGACAAUAAUUAUAACGAAUAUCGGUUAUCACCACCUUUUCCAUUCCGAUACGAAAGUCCGAUGUGCUCCAGUUCUCUAAGUAUCACAGACGUUACAUACGGUUUUAGCAAUAACAAUGAGAUCAUUAGUAACUACGAUGAACACAAUUACGACGACGAGGAAGAUGAAAGUCCAAAGAAAGGACUCUUGAAGCAAAUGUUUUGCCUUCCAUUAAAUUAAGCUAAAUAAGGCUUAUUUAAUAUUAUGAGAUUGCCUCUAAUCAAUAGUUAAUAUAAAUUUUGUAGAUUGCAAGAGAUUUGAAACCUGUAACAACGUUGAAGUUUACAGAAUCCUUGUAUCAAGUAUUGGAAGAAAAAAAAAAGUAUUUAAUUUGCGCCACAUAAUAUAUACGAUCGUGUUGAACUCUUCUUUCAUAUGGUGCUGCAACUUAAGCGUAUUAAUGGGUAUUAUUUUCAGCUAUUUUUAGAAGAGAAAUGAAUUAAAAUGGAAAAUGUACCUGACUGCUUCGAUUAAUCUCGUAGGUAAUAUGUCAUUCCGUUGCGCAGUCGUUCUAUUAAUAUUUACGAGCAUUCUACGAUCUAUUAUAUCGCUUGCAUGAACGUAUUCACUAAAAACAAUAGUAACAAAAUAUUUCUAACGAACUAAUAUCUAUUUAAGAAGAAAAUAUUAUAUAUUAUAGAUCAAUUACGUUUGAGAGGAAAAUAUAGCGAACGUAAAUAUAAAAUUUCUAAAAAAAAACUAAAAACUUUUUGUUUUUUACAUUUUUUUUAUAUAUAUAUAUAUGAAUAAUUUAAAGCUAUAAUAUACAAACACUUUUAAAAGGAAACUGUUGAUCACGAUGUAUAUUAAAGAAAGAAGAAAGAAAUCUUAAUCACAUCACAAUGUAGUAUAAAAUUUUGCAAGUAUUAUAUUCCAAGGAUGUGAAAGUUAUAUAGUAAAUAAUUUUGGUAUAAAACUUUGGUCUAUAAAUAAGAUUAUGUUACCCUUUAUCAGUACAUUUUGUCACUAUGUUUUUGUUUAAAGAAAAUGCAAAAAACGUAUGAUCCAAGUAAAACGUUAAAAUUGCACAAAAUUAUAACUCUUUUUACAAUGGACUAGUUUCAUUACGAAUUACAUGUUUCAGUUUCUAUUACUACUUCCAUAUUUUUAAUACAAAUUAGAUAUCGUUUUUAUAAGCUAACAAUAUUUAUAGUGACGUAAAAUGAAGGUCUUCCACUGCCAUAUCUUUUUGUAUCCAUUGUAAAGCUUAGAUCACCUUAUGUGUAAUUAAGAAAUUCAAUAUUUGAAUUUGAAUAUUUUCUACUAAACAAUAUUGAUUAAUUUCUAAAUAAAACAAAAAUGCAAGCUAGAUUUUGUGCAAUUUUGACUUUACAUGACAAAAUAUUAAUCAUUUUAUAUUGAUUAAUUUUGAGUUCUCUUUUAAUUGUUACAUUAUACCAAAAUUGUUUACUGUUGACAGUUAUUCGCUCCUGUGAUUAUUAUAAAUAUAAAAAGACCUUAAAAAAUCUUGGAAAAAAAAGAAUUAUAAAGAUUUAAUAUAAAAAUUAAGAUAAUCUGAAAGGAAUUUAGAAUAAGAACACACGAAAAUUAAAUUACUAAAAGUCAUUAUAUGAAAAGAGUUUUAUAAAAAAUUAACAACUUUUCUCAAAUUUAAACAUGCCGGAUAUGUAUACUAUACUAUGCAGAGUGAGACAUUUUGAUUCUUACGAAUUUCAAUUCAGAUCUUUGAAUCGAAUCAAUUGAAUCAAAAUACAAAUCUUAUGUUCAAUGUGAAUUAUUCUUAUUCUGAAAGUACAUUGAUUAUUUUCUUUCGUUAUUAAAAGGAUUGUCACAAAUAUUUUUAUACAAAUGUUAAAUAAUGAAGUCAGUUAUAUUACUUUAUGUCAAUCUAAAUUUAUCAUGAUUUUUCUGUAAUGUCACCCUUCAUUAUGUUUACUUUGAAAGUAAUAAUGAAUAUUUAAUAGUAAUAUGUAAACAUAUAUACAAUAUUUUUUAUACUCAUUAUUUCCUUGCAGUAGUAGCAAAUAUUGUAAUCAAUAUCACUAUGGAUAUCUACUUAUCCUAUAAUUAAGAAAUCAAUCCUUUACAGUAUAGUAAUGCUUAAUAAGAAUUAGAAUUCGUUUUAGAUUAUCUUUUUAUAAUAGUUAAACUAUCUAAUUAAACAAAUAAUUUACAUAAUUGAAAGAAAGAGAAAAUACAAUAUUAUAAAUAGAUUUCAAGAAAACUUAAUAAUAUAUGUAUAUUUUCUUAAUAAAAAUUGCAAUAGUUAGGGAGACACUUGUAGACUAACUGUUGAAAAUUUAGUUUCGGAUUGCAAAAACUAAUCAUUUUUUAAUGACUAUGAUUACAAAUAUGUAUAAAAAGUUUUACUAGUUUUUAUUUUUUUUUUCUCUCUCUAAAAACUAUUGUUUAAGUUUCACUAUUUUUUGCAUGACUUUUAUUUGUAUUUCUAAUAUUGUAAUUUUAGGUACUGAAUGUUUAAACAUUAUUAUAUUAUAUAUAUAUUGAAUUAUUCUUAACAUAAAUUGAAUGCUUAUUGAAUAAUUUUGAGUAUAAUUGAAAAAUGUUAGUGAAAUAAUACAUUCCAAAAUAAUUUAUUUUUAACACAUAUAAGGAGGUAUUCCUUUAUUUUCUAUCAUGUGUUAAUAAUCGCUUUAUUUAUAAAUAAUUCCUGAAUGUAAAUUUGUUUGCUACUAUCCUAAUAUUCAAUUAAAUAACAUUCAAGCCUAAUGAUCUGAUCAAUUUAGCUGUUAUACAUAUUUGUGUUUAAUUAUAAACAAUAUGAAAUGCUUCAUAUUCUCAAAUAAUGAAAUAUUGUUUAAAAAAUAAAUAUAUAUUAGCGUAGAAAAGGAACAUAUCAAUGAAAAUUAAAACAAAAGUUUCUGAAAUAUAUAGUUUCUAUAUUUAAAAAUUAAAAAUUAAAAAUUAAAGUGUGUCUCAAGGUUGACAUUUUAUGUAUUUAUAUGAAAGAUAGUAAUUAAUUUCAGUUUAUAUCACAGAUUAGAUAAAUGAUAUGAACAAAAUUAUAAUUAUUAUUUUAUUUUACUCUUGAUUACGAUGCGAAUACUAUCUUUAUGAAGAGAAAUGAACUUUUAUUAGUUGAAAGAUUAUUGCUUGUAUUUUAAGUGCCUCGCCCUGUAUACUAAAUGUAUAUAUAUUUAUGCAUGUAUAUAAUUUAGAGAGAUAAGAUAAAGAAGUACUUCCUUUUAUUGUUUAGUUUAUAUAUAUAUAUAUAUAU